GUCCUCUGUCUGCACGUUUCCGAAGUCUCUCGGAGAUUCACCGAACAUAGACCCAUCCCUUCCCGAAUCCCAUGCCCCCCCUCCACAACGACUCUCCUUUCGACUCGGAGGAGGAACCCGGCAGCCGCCCAGCUGUGCAUUUGUAGCUAUUACCCAAGAUGGAGGUUUGCUGAUGGCAGUAGCAUCUAGGAGCGAUCCUGCCCGCCCCUGUGUCUUGGCCGACGCUUUCCGAAAGCGAACAGAUUUUUUAUAUUGAUAACGUUGGCAGGAAUUACCCCAGCGCAUCGGGAAUUUAGUUGGGCCACCAUCAUGAGCUCUGGCGACGGAGCGGAGGAGACGUCAAAGGACGCGGCCGAUAUAGCGGCGUUCUUUAAAUCUGCGUGAGAGACUGAGCCAGAGCUCACAUCAUCCCCAAGCCCACACCAAUUAACAAUCACGCCAGAGAAGUUAGUGAAGGAGAAAGAAAGAGUGAAAGUGGGACGACCUCCUUUUGAACACAUGGAGGGGCGAGAGAAAGAUGGUUCCCUCCCAAAAGAGCCCAAAGGAGACUUGUCCAGUCAGCUACCAGGUUUUCGUAAAAAUGAAGACAUGAGAGCGAUGGAGGUGUUGCCUAUUCUAAAGGAAAAAGUUGCCUUCUUAUCAGGGGGCAGAGACAGACGCGGUGGUCCAGUGUUAACGUUUCCAUCACGCAGUAAUCACGACAGAAUACGAGCUGACGACCUCCGAACUCUCAUAGCAUACCUUGCCGGCAUCCCCAAUGAGGAGGUGAUCCAGCAUGGCUUCACAGUCAUAGUGGACAUGCGAGGCAGUAAAUGGGACAGUAUCAAAUCUCUACUGAAGAUCCUCCAGGAGUCGUUCCCCUGCUGUAUACACAUAGCGCUCAUCAUCAAACCAGACAACUUCUGGCAGAAACAACGCACCAACUUCGGCAGCUCCAAGUUUGAAUUUGAGACCACCAUGGUGUCGUUGGAGGGUCUAUCUAAGGUGGUUGACCCCUCCCAGCUGACCUCUGACUUCGAGGGAAGUCUAGAAUACAACCAUGACGAGUGGAUCGAGGUGCGGGUUGCGUUUGAGGAGUUUACGGGGCACGCGGGUCACAUGUUGUCGAGGCUGGAGGAGAUGCAGGAGGUGGUGGCGAGGAAAGACUUCCCCACGGACCUGGACGGGGCGCGGCGCAUGAUAGAGGAACACGCCACGCUGAAGAAGAAGGUCAUCAAAGCUCCUAUAGAGGAACUGGAUACGGAGGGACAGAGGUUGCUGCAGCGUAUCCAGAGCAGUGAGUCGUACAGGAACUCUAACGCCAGCGGUGUGUGUAACGCUGACACCCAGGGGCUGGUGCCACGCGUCGCCACCCUGCUGGACAAACUCCACAGCACACGACAACAGCUCCACCAGGCCUGGCACAUCAGGAAACUCCAGCUGGACCAGUGUUUCCAGCUCCGCCUCUUCGAACAGGAUGCUGAGAAGAUGUUUGAUUGGAUAAUGGCCAACAAGGGUCUGUUCCUGGCCGGCUACACCGAGAUCGGCAACAACCACCCACACGCCAUGGAGCUACAGACGCAGCACAACCACUUUGCUAUGAACUGCAUGAACGUGUAUGUGAACAUCAACAGGAUAAUGGCAGUGGGUAACAGGCUAUUGGAGUCUGGUCACUAUGCCUCGGUGCAGAUUAAACAGAUCUCAGGUCAGCUGGAAGCGGAGUGGAAAGCCUUCGCUGCGGCCCUGGACGAACGCAGCACACUGCUGGAGAUGUCUGCCGCCUUCCACCAGAAAUGUGACCAGUACAUGGGUAAUGUGGACUCGUGGUGUAAAGCGUGUGGAGAGGUGGAUCUACCCUCGGAGCUCCAGGACCUAGAGGAUGCUAUCCACCACCACCAGGGCCUCUACGAACACAUCACUGCUGCCUACUCAGAGGUCAGUCAGGACGGUAAGGCCCUAUUGGAUAAGCUCCAGCGCCCUCUGACCCCGGGGGGGGCUGAUUCGCUAACGGCCUCGGCCAACUACAGCAAGGCGGUGCACCAUGUGCUGGAUGUGAUACACGAGGUGCUGCACCACCAGAGACAACUGGAGAAUAUCUGGCAACACCGCAAAGUCCGCCUGCACCAGAGGCUCCAGCUGUGUGUGUUCCAGCAAGACGUACAGCAGGUUCUGGACUGGAUAGAGAACCACGGGGAGGCGUUCCUCAGUAAACACACAGGCGUUGGGAAGUCCCUCCAUCGAGCCAGAGCGCUACAGAAACGACACGAGGACUUCGAGGAGGUCGCCCAGAACACCUAUACUAACGCUGACAAGCUGCUGGAGGCAGCAGAGCAGCUGGCCCAGACAGGAGAGUGUGACCCAGAGGAGAUCUACCAGGCAGCCCACCAGCUGGAGGACCGGAUCCAGGACUUUGUCAGGAGGGUGGAGCAACGCAAAGUCCUGCUGGACAUGUCUGUCGCCUUCCACACACAUGUCAAAGAGCUGUGGACGUGGCUGGAGGAGCUGCAGAAGGAGCUGUUAGAUGAUGUGUAUGCUGAGUCUGUGGAGGCGGUGCAGGAUCUGAUCAAACGCUUCAGCCAGCAGCAGCUGACCAUCCUGCAGGUCACUGUCAAUGUCAUCAAGGAGGGAGAGGACCUCAUCCAGCAGCUCAGGGACUCUGCUAUCUCCAGUAACAAGACUCCCCACAACAGCUCCAUCAACCACAUAGAGAGUGUGUUACUGCAGCUGGACGAGGCCCAGGCUCAGAUGGAGGAGCUGUUUCAGGAGAGGAAGAUCAAACUAGAACUCUUCCUACAACUACGCAUCUUUGAAAGGGACGCCAUCGAUAUCAUCUCAGACCUGGAGUCGUGGAACGAGGAGUUGACUGUUCAGAUGAGUGAGUUUGAUACAGAGGACCUGACCCUGGCAGAACAGAGACUCCAGCACCACGCUGACAAGGCCCUGACCAUGAACAACCUGACCUUUGAUGUCAUCCACCAGGGACAGGAACUGCUGCAGUACGUCAACGAAGUACAGGCCUCUGGUGUAGAGUUGCUGUGUGACAGGGAUGUGGACAUGGCUACUCGUGUUCAGGACCUGCUGGAGUUCCUCCAUGAGAAGCAGCAGGAGUUGGACGUAGCAGGCGAACAACACAGGAGACACCUGGAGCAGUGUGUACAGCUGAGACACCUACAGGCCGAAGUCAAACAGGUCCUGGGCUGGAUCCGUAAUGGGGAGUCUAUGCUGAAUGCUGGUCUGAUCACAGCCAGUUCUCUACAGGAAGCAGAACAGCUACAGAGAGAACACGAACAGUUCCAGCAUGCCAUCGAGAAAACCCACCAGAGUGCUCUGCAGGUGCAGCAGAAGGCUGAGGUGUUACUCCAGGCCAACCACUAUGACAUGGACCUGAUCAGAGACUGUGCUGAGAGUGUAGCGUCCCACUGGCAGCAGCUCAUGUUGAAGAUGGAGGACAGGCUGAAACUGGUCAACGCCUCUGUAGCCUUCUACAAGACCUCUGAACAGGUGUGCAGUGUGUUGGAGAGCCUGGAGCAGGAGUAUAAGAGGGAAGAGGACUGGUGUGGGGGGGCUGAUAAACUGGGUCCUAACUGUGAGUCAGACCACGUCACCCCCAUGAUCAGCAAACACCUGGAACAGAAAGAGGCCUUCCUCAAGGCAUGUACCCUGGCCAGACGUAAUGCUGAUGUGUUCCUGAAGUACAUGCACAGGAACAGUGUUAACAUGCCUGGGAUGCUCAGCCAUGUCAAAGCACCGGAACAACAGGUCAAGAACAUCCUGAAUGAGUUGUUACAGAGAGAGAACCGUGUUCUCCACUUCUGGACCAUGAGGAGACGACGGCUGGACCAGUGUCAGCAAUACGUGGUGUUUGAACGCAGUGCCAAACAGGCUCUAGAGUGGAUCCACGACACGGGAGAGUUCUACCUGUCAACACACACCUCCACCGGCUCCAGUAUCCACCACACACAGGAGCUGCUGAAGGAGCACGAAGACUUCCACAUCACAGCCAGGCAAACAAAAGAGCGUGUGAAGCUGCUGAUCCAGCUAGCAGAUGGUUUCUGUGAUAAGGGCCAUAGUCACGCUGUGGAGAUAAAGAAGUGGGUGACGGUGGUGGACAAACACUACAGAGACUUCUCCCUGCGUAUGGACAAGUACCGGACCAGUCUGGAGAAGGCACUGGGCAUCUCAUCUGACUCUAACUCCAAGGCUAGUAAGGAUCUUCAGUUGGACAUGAUCCCGGCCACACCUCAAGGGUCAGAGGUCAAGCUGAGAGAUGCGGCUCACGAUCUCAACGAGGAGAAACGCAAGUCCGCUCGUAGGAAGGAGUUUAUCAUGGCUGAACUGAUUCAGACAGAGAAGACCUAUGUCAGAGACCUAAGGGAGUGUACGGAUACGUACCUGUGGGAGAUGACCAGUGGGGUAGAGGAGAUCCCUCCUGGCAUCGUCAACAAGGAACACAUCAUCUUUGGGAACAUGGUGGACCUCUAUGAGUUCCAUCACAAUAUCUUCCUCAAAGAGCUGGAGAAAUAUGAACAGCUACCAGAAGAUGUGGGCCACUGCUUCGUCACCUGGGCUGAUAAGUUCCAGAUGUAUGUGAACUACUGUAAGAACAAACCAGACUCCACCCAGCUCAUCCUAGAGCACGCCGGUCCCUACUUUGACGAGAUCCAGCAGCGGCACCGAUUAGCAAACUCCAUCUCCUCCUACCUGAUCAAGCCUGUUCAGCGAAUCACCAAAUACCAGCUCCUGCUCAAGGAGCUGCUGACGUGCUGCGAGGAGGGGAAAGGAGAGAUUAAGGAUGGACUGGAGGUCAUGCUCAGUGUCCCCAAGAGAGCCAACGACGCCAUGCACCUCUCAAUGCUGGAGGGUUUCGAUGAGAACAUUGAAUCUCAGGGAGAGCUGAUCCUGCAGGAGUCAUGCCAGGUAUGGGAUCCUAAGACUCUGAUCCGUAAGGGUCGCGAACGGCACCUCUUCCUCUUCGAGAUGUCCCUCGUCUUCAGCAAGGAGGUCAAGGACUCCAACGGACGGAGCAAGUACAUGUACAAGAGCAAACUCUACACGUCAGAGUUGGGGGUAACAGAGCACGUUGAGGGAGACCCCUGUAAGUUUGCUCUGUGGGUGGGACGCACCCCAACCUCCGACAACAAGAUUGUACUCAAGCCAAGUCAGGGAUGCAAACAUGGAUCGAUGGCGUCGAGCAUUGAGAACAAGCAGGAUUGGAUCAAACACGUCAGGGAGGUGAUCCAGGAGCGAACCAUCCACCUGAGAGGAGCUCUGAAGGAACCCAUACACAUCCCUAAGUCUGCCACCGCCAAGCACCACAAGGGACACCGCAGGUACAGGGAUGGAGAGGACUUGGACAGCCAGGGUGAUGGCAGCAGCCAACCAGACACCAUCUCUAUCGCUUCACGCACCUCACAGAACACACUGGACAGCGACAAGCUGUCUGGUGGCUGUGAGCUGACCGUGGUGAUCCAUGACUUCAUGGCUGGUAACAGCAACGAGCUGACCGUCCGGAGAGGCCAGACUGUAGAGGUUCUGGAGAGGUGCCAUGACAAGCCUGACUGGUGUCUGGUGAGAACCACGGACCGCUCCCCUGCCCACGAGGGACUGGUACCCUGCGCCAUGCUCUGCAUCGCCCACUCACGCUCCUCCAUGGAGAUGGAGGGGAUAUUCAACCAUAAAGACACUCUAUCAGUCUGUAGUAAUGACUCCAUCAUGCCAGGCUCCUCUGCCACUCUGCAGCCUGGGCAUCAUGGCAUGGGCUCACAUACCUCGCCAGGGCCCAAACGACCUGGUAACACCCUGCGUAAGUGGCUGACCAGCCCAGUGCGUCGCCUGAGCAGUGGCAAGGCAGACGGGCACGUCAAAAAGCUGGCGCACAAACAGAAGAAGAACCGCGAGGUGAGGAAGAGUGGUGAGAUGACGGGCAGCGCCCAGAAAGACUCUGAUGACAGCGCCGCUACACCCCAGGAUGAGACUGUGGAGGAGAGGGUGCGUAACGAGGGGCUCUCCAGUGGGACCCUGUCCAAGUCCUCGUCCUCUGGGAUGCAGAGCUGUGGAGAGGAGGAAGGCGAGGAGGGUCCUGACUCUGUACCCCUACCGCCCCCCAUGGCCAUCCAGCAGCACAGCCUACUGCAGCCUGACACACAGGAUGACAAGAGCUCCUCUCGUCUGUCAGUCCGUCCGUCCAGUUCUGAGACACCCAGUGCAGCAGAGCUGGUGAGCGCCAUCGAAGAACUGGUCAAGAGCAAGAUGGCUUUAGAGGACCGGCCCAGCUCUCUCUCAGUAGAACAGAGGGAUAGCAGCUCUCCCUCCUUCAACCCCUCCGACAACUCCCUUCUUUCAUCCUCCUCUCCCAUCGAUGAGAUGGAGGAGCGCAAGACUGGAUUCCUCAAGAGACGACAUUAUGUGUUGUUGGAGCUGGUGGAGACUGAGAGGGACUACGUCAGAGACCUGGGCGUGGUGGUGGGGGGCUAUAUGACGCGGAUGAAGGAGGAAGGGGUACCAGAUGAUAUGAAGGGGAAAGACAAGAUCGUCUUUGGAAACAUCCACCAGAUUUACGACUGGCACAGAGAUUUCUUCAUGGGAGAGUUAGAGAAGUGUCUGGAAGACCCUGACCGACUUGGACCGCUGUUUGUCAAACAUGAGCGGAGGCUCCACAUGUACGUAGUGUACUGUCAGAACAAGCCUAAGUCAGAGCUCAUCGUAUCAGAGUACAUCGACACCUACUUCGAAGACCUGAAACAACGUCUCGGUCAGCGUCUCCAGAUCACUGACCUCCUCAUCAAACCCGUCCAGAGAAUCAUGAAGUACCAACUACUGCUCAAGGACUUCCUCAAAUUCUCUAAAAAGGCGGGGUUGGAUUCAGUUGAGUUGGAGAAAGGAGUGGAGACCAUGUGCAUCUUACCAAAGAGAUGCAACGAUAUGAUGAACGUGGGGCGGCUCCAAGGAUUUGACGGUAAGAUUGUGGCCCAAGGUCGUCUGCUGCUUCAGGAUACCUUCAUGGUAUCAGACCCCGGGGAGGGAGUAGGAAGGAUGAGGGAGAGAAGGGUCUUCCUCUUCGAACAGGUCGUCAUCUUCAGUGAACCACUGGACAAGAAGAGAGGAUUCUCCAUGCCUGGCUUCCUAUAUAAGAAGAGCAUCAAGGUCAGUUGUCUCGGGUUGGAGGACAGUGUGGACGGUGACCCCUGUAAGUUUGUGUUGACGUCUCGCGUGACCAAUAGCAGCAUAGAAUCCUUUGUCCUCCACUCCUCCCACCUGGGUGUCCGGCAGGUCUGGACCCUUCAGAUCAGCCAGAUCCUGGAGAGCCAACGCAACUUCCUCAAUGCUCUGACCUCCCCUACAGAGUACCAGAGGAACCAUGUAGGGGCUAGCGACGGACCAUGUCUACCCAGCGGCGGAGCUCCGUCAGUGGGGAGCGUCAUGCCCAGUUUGGCCCCUGUUGGAGCUCUACAGGGUGUGCAUCUAUCUGGGCCGCUCGGUGGAAGUGGGCCCCUCGCUGUUGGUAGUCCCCUUGUUGGAGGUGCUCCCCAGGGUGGAGCUGGCUCAUCCAGGAGGCCCUCCAGGAUCCCCCAGCCCUCCCGCCUGCCCCAGCCCUUACGACACCCACACAACCCUGGGGCCACAGACUCACAUGGCCCCAACAAGAUGUCAGGUUCUUCCCCUCGUCUCCCCCCUCCUCCCUCGCUCCCUCCCUCUGUCCCAGUGGACCCGCAGGACCUGGCUCCAGCAGGGGGGGUGAGGGAGACCAGGGAGGCCCAUCAUGGGGUGAGACUCCAGGGGGGAAGCCCCCAGGGCAAGCGCCCCAUCUUGGCCUCAAACGACCAGCCCCAUUCUGUCUCCCCUAUCCCCCGGGCCAGUGUGGCCCCCCUCCCUGUACCUGUGGUUCUCUCCACCCCCACCAAGCCUCGGCCGGGCACCAUCUCCCCCAUGGCCUCCCCCAUGGCCACCCCAGCCUUCGGGAAGGAUGCGCUCCCCCCUCCCCCCCCCAGCCCUGGCCUGAAGUCUGGCUCUGGUUCCUUCUGGAGCUCUAUGCCUGGUUCUCCAGCCAGCCGGCCUGGCUCCUUCACCUUCCCAGGCGAGGCAGUGGAUACCCUGGGGAGGCAGAACCAAAACACGGGCCAGAUCUCAUCUCAGUCAGGGACCGGGUCCCACAGACACUCUACCCACAGCAAGGAGGCGGACCGCAUGAGUACGUGCUCAUCGACCAGUGAGCAGUCCAUCCAGUCCACCCAGAGCAAUGGGAGUGAAAGCAGCAGCAGCAGUAGUAUGUCGACCAUGUUGGUGACCCAGGACUACGUGGCCCUGAAGGAAGAUGAGAUCAGUGUGUCCCAGGGAGAGGUGGUUCAGAUCCUGGCCUCGAACCAACAGAACAUGUUCCUGGUGUUCCGGGCCGCUACCGAACAGGGCCCUGCUGCCGAGGGCUGGAUCCCCGGUUUCGUUCUUGGACACACCUCCGCCAUCAUCCCCGACUGCCCAGACGGAACCAUCAAGAAGUCCUCAUCCUGGCACACCACCCUGCGCAUCCGCAAGAAGUCUGAGAGGAAAGAGGAGGGAAAGAAAGAGGGCAAGCUGGAAAACGGUUACAGGAAGUCUAGAGAUGGGCUAUCCAAUAAGGUUUCUGUAAAGCUUCUAAACCCCAACUACAUCUAUGAUGUCUCACCGGAGUUCCUGGUCCCCCUGGGUGAGGUGACGUGUGACAACGGGGAGACUGUGACUCUGAGGUGUAAGGUGUGUGGCCGACCCAAAGCUACUGUCACCUGGAGGGGACCUGACCAGACCAUCCUGAACAACAACGGACACCACAGCAUCGCCUACAGUGAGACUGGUGAGGCGACCCUGAGGAUAGUAGGCGUGUCUUCGGAGGACGACGGUGUUUACACCUGCGUUGCCGCUAACGACCUGGGCUCUGUGACAUCAUCAGCCAGCCUCAGAGUGCUAGUUGUGUCCAAUGAUGGGGUCAGGGUGAGCUGGAAGGACAACUUUGAGUCCCACUACACUGAGGUGGCAGAGCUGGGCAGAGGCCGGUUUUCUGUGGUCAAGCGUUGCGAACACAAGUCGACCAAAUGCACGGUGGCGGUCAAGCUGGUCAAUAAGAAGCUGAUGAAAAGAGACCAGGUGACCCAGGAGCUCAGCCUGUUACAGCGACUACAACACACACACCUGGUCACACUGCUGGACACGUACGAGACCCCCAGCAGCUACGCACUGGUCAUGGAGAUGGUUGAUCAGGGUCGUCUCCUAGACUACAUUGUGAGCUGGGGGAAUCUGACUGAGGAGAAAGUGGCCGGCUACCUACGGAACAUCCUAGAAGCUUUACAUUACCUACACAACUGUAGGAUAGCCCAUCUGGACUUAAAGCCUGAGAACCUGUUGGUGUCCCACACCUCGUCCGGCCAGCCCGUGGUCAAACUGACCGACUUCGGGGACGCCAUCCAGCUCAACAGUGCCCACUACGUCCACCCUCUCCUGGGCAGCCCCGAGUUCGCCUCCCCUGAGCUGGUCGUGGGGGAGCCCGCCGCCCUGACCUCUGACCUCUGGAGCCUUGGGGUUGUGACCUACGUCCUCCUGAGUGGGGCAUCUCCCUUCCUGGACGAGAGCGUGGAGGAGACGUGUCUGAACAUCUGCCGGCUAGACUUCAGCUUCCCCCACCACUACUUCCAGGGCGUCACCCAGGGGGCCCGGGAGUUCGUCUGCCUGCUGCUGAGGGCUGACCCUGCAAGGAGGCCUCCGGCUGGGCUGUGUCUGCAGGAGUCCUGGGUUCAGGGCCAGGCCGGGUUAGCAGACGGCCAGGGUAGGGUGGAGGGGGGUUGUCUGGACACAUCUCGCCUGGUGCUGUUCAUAGACAGAAGGAAGCACCAGACAGACACCAAGCCCAUCGGAGGGGUACAGAGCUUCCUACAGAGCCGGUUACAGCCACGGGCCUGAGCGAGGGUUGGAGAGAGAUUCCCACUCCCAACCACCCUAACCCUGGCUGGAAGGAGAGAACGUCCAAUUCAGAGGAGGCUGGUGGGAGGAGCUUUCGGAAGACAGGAUCAUUAUAAUGCCUGGAAUGGAAUCAAUUCAAUGGUAAUAAACACAUCAAACACAUGGAAAUAACAUGUUUGACUCGUGUUUCAUUGAUUCCAUUUCAGACAUUACAAUGAGCCUGUCAUUCUAUGGCUCUUCCCACCAGCCUCCUCUGGUCCAGUCCCAAAUGGGGUCCUAGCUUCCCACCCACUAGUUGCUUGUGUAGAUCUUAGAGGAUUGGAUAGGUGGGAGUAAUAUUAUUUCCACCUAUCAUAUCAGAGGACAAGGUGAAGACGGUAUAGAUAUAACCAUAUUGCUUAGACCUAUCCAAUCUUUCAGAUCUACAUUAAGUGACUAGAAGGGUAGGGUCUAGAGAUUGAUUUGGGACUGGACAUCUCAAAGAAAAUUAAAGGAAAUUCGCUGAUCUCAUUCUCUUUCAGAUAUGUUGUGGUUUAAAAUAAAACAUCCUGUGGUCCUUCAACCAAUCAAAACCUGAUGCCUGUAGGCGUAGAGAUCCUUAGCCAAUCACUUUUCCCCGAGAGAACACACAUUGAGUUAUCAUCCAAUCAAAACAAGGGUGACAUAAUGUCAUCGCCAGUCUACUGCUGCUUGCUGGUUUACACUCAAAAUGAACUUGUUUUUCCUCUAUCUUACUGAGUCAAUCGAUCAACAGAAAGCCUCUUGAUCGAUCUUUAUCGUGUAGAGGAUUUUAUCCCUGAACAAACAAACUGACUUUUCAGAGGACAUUUGAUAAGGAAGAUGGUGUUAGUACACAUAGCAACUAUCCCUUCCCUCUUGUUGCCAGAGAUGGAGAAAGAGAGGUUUUGUUUUUGUGCUUUUACAAUAUAUGACUCAAAGACUGUUGGGACACCCCCUUUAUUAUAGAACCAAUGUAUAGAGAGAACAUUGUCCACAACUUUUCAAAAAUGUAUUUGAAAAAAACCAAGAAGAUUGAAGAAAAUGCUCGGCAGUGGAAAGUCGCUACGCUACUUUAGAGCCUGGAGAGGACUCAUCCAAUGACUGAGCUCCUCCACUUUAUUGAGACAGUUUUAUGUCCAAUCAGAGGUUUCCGAUUGCUGCGCUUACAUACUUAAUCUAAAAAACCAUGACGACGACCAUGUUGCAAGUAACUAUAGAGAUUCUGCUGACUGCUGCAUUGUCUUCAAAACAGAAAAUUAUUUGUUUUUGCUUUUACUUAAACAAAAAUUGUGUUGCGCAGAUUUAAGAUGUUUAAGCCUUACUUUGUAAAUAGACUCUAACUGCCUUCUGUCCCUCCCGUUUCAAACUGGCCGCUUUUGAGGAUGUUCUUGGAGGCGAGACUAAAAAAUCCUGCAAAUUAAAUGUAGUGGAUUGCCAAUUGAGCGACCGAGCCUGAGUGGCAGCAGAUAUAGCCAAUCAGAUGGAAUGUGAAUGAGGAGGAGGAGGAAGACGGAAUACUAUAAACGCACUCACUGGAUGUUAUGUUUCCCCCAUUCUUAUCAUGUGCAUUGUUGCGGUUUUAACAUUUUAUGCAACUAUUUAUGAAGACAUCUGUUGUACAUGUAAUAAAUGGAGAUAAAAACAUGUACUUGGUACUGCAAGCUCCACUGAUGGUAGUCCUCUUUAUUUGACCUAUAACCCUAUUGGGGUGUUAACUUAUCACCAUAGAAUUAGAAUCAGUAGAACAGCCCUCCCAAUUCAGGUCAAUGAAGCUAUAAUGGUUGGACUGGUGGCCAUUUUGAAUGUCUCCAUAAGACAUUAUAGGUAACCUAAUCUUCUGGUGUCGCACUCUACAUUACACUUUUGGCUAAAUUGAUGUAGUUGAUUUUUGAUUUGUUUCUUUUUUACCCGUCUCUCAGAAGAGGCCCAGUGUCCAGUCCCUGCUGUUAGGGAAGUAUAUUGAUUUAUCUGUUAGGAACAUGCAAAACUGGCUUAUUUCUUUCUAGAUGAGAGAGAGGGAUGCUGUGGGAGAGGUGAAGGGAAAGAGAGAGAGGCCCAUUGUCAGAUCACCUGUACAGUUCCAUACAAUGAAUGUCCUUUAAUUUAUUUAUUAAUCCAUUUUUGUGAAGUUGUACAAAGGUUGAAACAUGAGAAUGUGGAUUGGAUGUAUUUUGUUCCUGUUUCUUUUUUUGUCCCAUCAUCCUAUUUUAUACAUAUGUAUUAUGAUUUUAAAUGGUUAUAUUUCACAUGAUUUGUUUAUUUACUUUUGCAUGUAUAUUUCUUUGUACAGAGACCAUGAAUGUUUGUGAUAUGUAUGUCAAUAUUUUCAUAUUUUUUUUUGCCAUCAAUUAUUUUGAAAUUAAACAUGGAACAUA
Molecule: messenger RNA, 12278 nt
Organism: Oncorhynchus gorbuscha (pink salmon)
Lineage: Eukaryota; Metazoa; Chordata; Actinopteri; Salmoniformes; Salmonidae
Product: triple functional domain protein-like
Exons: 63
Coding region: 499-9903 (3134 amino acids)
Biological process (GO): protein phosphorylation
Cellular component (GO): cytoplasm
Molecular function (GO): protein binding; guanyl-nucleotide exchange factor activity; ATP binding
Source: RefSeq, a predicted model, not a curated record